Cyprinodon tularosa is the source of this 3592-nucleotide messenger RNA. RefSeq names its product opsin 4.1 (gene opn4.1). Gene Ontology annotation, cellular component: membrane. Lineage: Eukaryota; Metazoa; Chordata; Actinopteri; Cyprinodontiformes; Cyprinodontidae. The record is from RefSeq and is a predicted model, not a curated record. Gene Ontology annotation, molecular function: G protein-coupled receptor activity. Bases 1266 to 2675 code for a protein of 469 amino acids. The transcript has 2 exons. Gene Ontology annotation, biological process: G protein-coupled receptor signaling pathway; visual perception.
UGUCCCAGUCCAAACCCAUCCCAGCUGACCGUUCCCAGUCCAAACCCCUCCUUUCUGACCUGUGCCAGUCCAGACUUGUCCAGUCUGACCGGUCUCAGUCCUAAACCGUCCUGUCUGACGCUGGCCAGUCUAAACCCAUCCUGUUUGACCCGCCCCAGUCCUAAACUGUCCUGUCUGACCCCUCUCAGUCCAACCCUGUCCAGUCUGACCUUUCCCAGUCCAAAUACAUUCUGUCUGACCCGUCCCAAACCUAAAACAUCCCAUCUCUCCUGCCCUAGUCCAAAUCUGUUGCGUCUGACCUUUCACAUUCAAAAUCUGUCCUGUUUGACCAGUCCCAGUCCUAAACCUGUUCCAGUCCAAACCCGUCCCAUCUGACCUGUCCGUGCCAUCUGAUUUGUUCCAGUCCAAACUUGUCCUGGUCCUAGUCCAAAAUGUCCCAGGUAAAACCCGUCCCACCUGACCUUUCCCAGUCUAAAAACCCGUCUCGUCAGUCCAAACCUAGUCCUGUCUUGACCGUCCUAGUCCAAAACCCUUCCCCGGUCAAACUCCUCCCAUCCAGUCCUUUGUUUCUCCCUGAUUGUGUCAGACCCAGACCUUCAUAUCAGAAUCCUGUUUCUAGUCUAAAACAAUGUAUCUCCUGCUGAUCUGAAAAAUCAAUGCCAGUGAUAAGAUUGUCAGAAGAAACUAAAAUCUGCACCUGUUUAACUAUGAAGAACCUGAUCAGGAAAUCUGCUUAGUUUGUUUCUGGGUAUUUGACCUCAUUCUCAGCAGAGCUGGAGGUUGGAACACCAUUAGUGUCCAAAUUGAGCCAUGUUAAAGUGAAGUAAUUAGGUUGCCUCUGUACAGAUGUUAAUCUGUCCUCAGUGUUAUCGCAUCAGUCUAUGGUCUACUCAAUCAUUGCCUACCAUCAAUCGAUCCAUCUGCCAUAAAGAGCUGCAACAGAGAGACAGCCAACAGAGAUCAGAGGAAGAGCCAAACUGAAUACUGCAAGUCUCCAGCCAAAGUAUUCUGAGCAACCGCGAACUGGUAUCCUGCUGGACCCCAGAUGACCCCCAGAUGACCACCACUAACACUCUACCACUACACAACCAACAACCUCAGAUAUCCAACCAACCGUCAGGAAGAAUCAAGCAGGGAUCUACAGUCAGGAGGCAUUUCCAAGCAGGCUAGUACCAGAAUCCUGCAGAGGCCCAUACAGAAUCCAGCAGAAAUCCAACUUUAACAUUUAACCCAUCGGUACUCACCUAUCCAGCAGAACUGAGCAGAUGGCAUCUGACUGCCCCCUGACCACAAACUGCUCUGAUCACCAGAAACGGGUGGGGAUUGUGGACCUUAUGGACCUCCCCGGUCCCAGCCCCACUCACGGCUUGGUCCCGGAGCAGCAUCUGUUUCCUACUGUGGAUGUUCCUGUGCAUGCCCAUUACAUCAUCGGCUCAGUGAUCCUUUUGUUGGGAGUGACAGGAAUGCUGGGAAAUGCUCUGGUCAUCUACGUCUUCUGUCGCAGUAAGACAUUGCAAUCUCCCAGCAACCUUCUGGUGGUUAACCUGGCAAUGGCUGACUUCCUAAUGUCAGUGACGCAGUCCCCGGUCUUCUUUGUGGCGAGCCUGCACCGCCGCUGGGUGUUUGGAGAGUUUGCCUGUGAGCUGUAUGCCUUCUGCGGUGCUCUGUUUGGCAUCACGUCCAUGAUGACACUCACAGCCAUUGCAGUGGAUCGGUGCUUGGCAAUCACACGACCACUGGUGCUGCUAGGUGGAGUCAGCCGGCGGCGGCUCUGUGUGGUGGUCAUGGGGGUCUGGGUGUACUCACUUGGCUGGAGCCUGCCUCCAUUUUUUGGCUGGAGUGCCUACAUCCCUGAGGGCCUGCAAACAUCCUGCAGUUGGGACUAUAUGAGCUUCACAGUCACAGUGCGCACCUACACCAUUUUUCUUUUUGUCUUUGUCUUCUUCAUCCCCCUCGCUGUCAUCGCCAUUUGCUACUUGGCCAUCUUCAGGGCCGUGCGGCAAGCAGCUCAGGAGAUAGAGAGGCUAAACUGUGGAGAGACCAUCAAGGCUUAUGACCGUCUGCGUAGUGAAUGGCGGAUGGCCAAAGUAGCUCUGGGAGUGAUUCUGCUGUUCGUUGUGUCCUGGUCACCAUACUCUGCUGUUGCUUUGACUGCAACUGCUGGCUAUGCCCACCUGCUGACUCCUUACAUGAAUUCAGUACCUGCAAUCAUCGCCAAGGCCUCUGCAAUCCACAACCCCAUCAUCUACGCCAUCACACACCCAAAGUAUCGUGCCGCCAUAGGCCGCCAUUUCCCCCUUCUGCGUGGUGUGCUGCGACUGCAGGACAAGGACCUGCACUCUUCCUUCUGUUCCAGUGCUGCUUCAUCUCGCCGGGCCACGCUUACCAGCUCCCCAGGAGUCCGUCUGGGUGCUGGUGUCCAAAUCAAUGGACGCUGGAGAAAGAGCCGCUUGUCCUCAGCUUCUGACAGUGACUCCUGCUGGACAGAGAGCGAAGCUGAUGGCUCGGGUGCCUUGGCAACAGUUGUCAACCGGCGUCCUUCCACUGAGUUAAAACCUGAGCUGUCGGACUCGGCCCUCAUGAGACAGCUGACAGGGCCCACCAGACAAACCGACAGCGAGUCACCUGACCGCUGUGCGAAAAUGGAGACAAAACCCUUGCUGGUCCCUCUAUGAUGUCACCUCCCUUGGAAGCCAUAGCACAACCCUCAGUCCUGGACCUCAACGCUCAGUCCUGUAGCCCAACCCUCAGUCCUGUAGCCCAACCCUCAGUCCUUUACACAACCCUGAGUCCUGGACCUUAACCCAUAGUCCUGUAGCCCAACCCUCAGUCCUGUAGCCCAACCCUGAGACCUUGACCUUAACCCAUAGUCCUGUAGCCCAACCCUCAGUCCUGUAGCCCAACCCUGAGACCUUGACCUUAACCCAUAGUCCUGUAGCCCAACCCUCAGUCCUGUAGCCCAACCCUGAGACCUUGACCUUAACCCAUAGUCCUGUAGCCCAACCCUCAGUCCUGUAGCCCAACCCUGAGUCCUGGACCUUAACCCAUAGUCCUGUAGCCCAACCCUCAGUCCUGUAGCCCAACCCUGAGUCCUGGACCUUAACCCAUAGUCCUGUAGCCCAACCCUCAGUCCUGUAGCCCAACCCUGAGUCCUGUAGUCCAACCCUCAGUCUGUAGCAGUCUGUAACAGUAAAACGUAUUUUAUUGGCCUUAAAGACAUGUAUAGUAAGUAUAAUUAAACUUGCCUUGCUUCGCCUGCAUAGUUAUUUUUUAUUAUUGAUUAUUUUAUCACUUUUCAGUUCAUUUUAAUUCCUAUCAUACUUAGUUUUAAUAAUAUUUCCCUCGCCUUCUAUGGCACUGUAUUGGAAGCGUAUCCGUGUUAUUUUUAAUUUUUUUUUAAUUGUCCUGCUACUGUAAUAUGCUAUAAAUAAACAACUUGCCUUUUCAACAUGGUUUUACCAUACUGUGUCCAUUCCUGGCUGUGUAUUGUUGUCUAUAAGGUCUUUGGGUAUUCAGCCACUCACAGUGACAUUUUAAUUACUGUUGGUUCUAACAAUUCACCCAUCAAUAGUAAACUUACCUUCACUAAAAC